UCUCUCUCCUGGCGUGGAAUUGGAAAGGGCGCUGAAAGGUUUGUUGCUCCUCCUCUGGUUCUUCGUCGUUGCAAUUUCAAACAUCGAUUCAUCAGUUUGCAAAGGUUCUCUUUACUCUGUAAAUGCAUAAGCCUUGGUUUUCCAAGCUCAUAUUGACGAUCACUGAUCAGCCCUCCGACAACCGGUCAGCCUUCUCUUUGUCUCUUGCUAGCUCACUCUGUAUGAAAGAAAAAAAAAGUUUGCUUCGUUUUCCUUUUCUCAAAUUUUGUUUGAUUCAAAGAGUUUGGUUCUUGUGGGCCUUGAGCUGAAGAAAGUUUAAAACUUUUCAAGUUUUGGAGCUCAACCCACGAGAAAUCAGACCCCAUGAGGCUGUUAGAAAGCUCCAAAUUCAGCCUCUUCAAAUUCAAAGCUUGCUUAUUAAGCUCACAAGUGACCCCGUUUGGCCCCUUCAAUUCAUUUGUGCAAAAGAGGUGGAGAAAGCCUAUAAUUUCCGCCCAAACACGCUUAGAAGAUCGAACCAGGGACUCAAACCUAGACAAGCUCACAACCCACCUCAAGAAACUCGAUAUCAUCUUAAAACUCCAUGUCCUCAUGUCCAGUCGGAAGCGCGGACCAUUUGUGUCCUUACAGCUAAUGUCCCGAUGGAGGAACCUCGUGGGGCUUAAUGUCGGCAUUGGCGCCUUUGUUCACAAAUACCCACAUGUUUUUGAGGUGUUUACACAUCCGGUACGGCGCAAUUUGUGUUGUAGGAUAAGCAAGAAAAUGAUGGGUUUAAUAGAGGAAGAAGCAGAUGCUAUGAAACAAUUGGAGCUGGAAGUUGUCCGUCGGGUAAAGAAGUUAUUGAUGAUGUCUGUGAGUGGCACUCUUCAUCUCCAUGCUUUGAGGUUGGUUAGGAGAGAAUUGGGGUUGCCUGUGGAUUUCAGGGAAUCCAUUCUUGGUAAAUAUUCGAAGGAUUUUAAGUUGGUUGAUUUAGAGGUUGUAGAAUUGAUUAGUAGAGAUGAAAAUUUGGACGUGGCUGAAAUUGAGAAAUGGAGAGAGAAGGAAUUUAGAGAGAAGUGGUUGAGUGAGUUCGAGACAAAGUAUGCAUUCCCGAUCAAUUUCCCAACGGGGUUUGAAAUCCAGGCUGGGUUUAGAGAUAAGUUGAAGAAUUGGCAAAGACUUCCUUAUGUGAAGCCUUAUGACAGGAAAGAGUCUGUCCGCAUUCGUACUUGUGGAGGGAUUGAGAGGUAUGAGAAACGGGCGGUUGGUAUUCUUCAUGAGUUCUUGAGUUUGACAACAGAGAAGAUGGUUGAGGUUGAAAGGUUAGCUCAUUUUCGGAGGGAUUUCGCUAUGGAUGUUAAUGUGCGUGAGCUUAUCUUGAAGCACCCUGGAAUUUUUUACAUAUCAACCAGACGUAAUAGUUUAACUGUUUUUCUUAGAGAGGCAUAUAGUAAAGGGUGCCUCAUUCAGUCUAAUCAGAUAUAUGAUGUUCGGAGGAAAAUGUUGGACCUUGUUUUCCUAGGGAGUCGAAAUACUAGAGAAAUGCCAGCUCAAAAGGAAAUCAAGGAGUUCAAAGUAGAUGGGGAUGGUAUAAUGGAUGGAGACUGGGUUAUCCCAAUGUUAGAGAACUUGGAGAAUGGAAGUUGAAAUUGGUAAUUCAAGGUUUCAGGAAUACAGUCAGAUUUAGGGAUGGAAUUAUGGAUGGAGACUGGGUUAUCCUUGUAUGAAACAUGUUUCAUCUCUUAAAUAACUUGAGUUGAGCCCUUCAGUCAAGAAUGUGUGCCCUAACCACAAUGCGGUAAUUUGUAGUUCCCAAUUAAGAUAUCCCUUUUAAUAUCGUUAACAUGUAUGAUUUUGUGGUUGGAAAAAGGAUCUCUUACUUGAUCUGUGAAAUUUUACUCUGUAGUUUACGAGGCUGCAUCAUUGCAGCCUUCUGUUUGUUUUUAUACAAAAUCAUUUAGUAUGUGUUUGAAAAUAGAUCAUGCUUGUCUAUGUUUAUAACCCGUGAUUUUACUCAUUAACUAUUGACCCAAGCAUUCACAGGCUUAAUUCUGUUCUAAUAAUAGCUAGCUAGUCAGUGAUAUCACUUUUGUAGGAUUAUUUAUGCCAUAUUAAUUAUCCAUCUCAUAAUUCAUCUAGUGCUGAAACCGGGAUUAUGUUAGAACAUGAAAAUCUCUGAGCUAGUCUCAACUCUAAGAAAGUCUUGAAAACUUGCACAUGCCAUAUUACCUUUUAUUUGUUUCAUGGGGUUUCAUAUCUCCUAGCUGAUUUAUGUUGUUGGUCCAAACUAAAGAUGGAGAGUGAGAAAAAGAGGCUAGGAGUUCAUUUAAUGGCGGAUUUGAGAGGGGUUAUCAAUUAAUUUAGGAACCUUCUGUGGUGGUACACAAUUGCUUCUGCUUAAUAGUGUCUUUAAAAUACCUGUAGAUCAGAACAAGGAAGAAACUUCUUCAAUAAGAUUUGUAGAAAUAAUAACAUUUCCAUGUAGGCACAUGCAAUCCCAUGCUCCAACUAUAUUUUUUCAUAAAGUUGCAGUCGCCAAUUAUGACCUGAUUCCUCUUCUGUUCUUUGUUUGUAAUUCUAAUGGCAGAAUUGGGUAGUUUUUAGAAAACUUAUUAUUCCUGGUUCCGAAAAAUAAAAUAAGGAAAUUAAAGACUUUAUGCUGGAGUAAUCAACCAGUUCCCUAGUAUCUCUCUUAUUUGGUGGUUGUCAAAGUAAAUUGGAAUGUAGAGCACAUGGAGGACUCAUUCUCCAGAUGAGUUUAGUUGUUUUCGUUUCAACAUUAAGCAAUUAACAUGUCCGUCUAGCUAAAUCAGUUGGAAAGACAAAUUCUCAGAUAUCGUAUUCAAGGGAACUCCUAGGUUGGAAAGAGAUCAUACAAGAGUUCCAAGAUGUUCUGGUUGAUGCUUUUUAUGUUGGUAUUGCAGACUCUAUGUAAUUCAUGUCUUCAUGUAUAAAUUUUAUCAUUAUUCUAAGGGCCUCAUAUAUGCCAAAAAUGAUUUAUUUCCUUGUAAUGUACAUCCAAAAUGGUAUGUAAGGAGUAUAGGAGAUAACAGCAACUACUUCUUGUGUUCUAGGAAUACGACUUGGACAUUUCCCAGUAUCUUGUUGGGGCAUAACUCUAUUUUUCUAUGCUCUAAGAACAACAUGACAAGGCUAGUUUCUGGAGGACUGGAUAUGAGUUACACAAGAAAUCUGCUUGUCUUAAAAUAUAUGGGUCUAUAACAUUUUGGAGCACUCUAUAGCUUUUUCCAAUUUGAUAUUCUUUUACAACCAAAAGCACCACAGAUUCAGUGGCUCAUUCGGGUCAUUAGUCUUCAGGACCUCUCAUUGAAUUGCUUCAACUCAAACAUUUGAUUAGUGAGCAAUAUGUGUUGGCGAUAUUAAUUAAGCGAGAGGAGAAUUGGAUUGGUUCUUAAAGUGGAGAACAUGGAUUGGUUCUUCAAAUGUAAAAAAACUCAAUUGUAUGAUUCAAAUGACAAUCAGAUGCUUUGCAAUCUAACUCUUUCCACCUUAAUCUGUAUUUUUAUAACUCCAUUACCCUCUAUAUAUUUAAACAGGGUACUAAUUAUGUUCGCUCAUGCAUUAGCAGGCCAUCACACGUUUGACUUUCUAAAGGUCCUCCAGAUUUCUAGCUUCUCCUGGAAUUUUGUAAAGGGAGUUGGGCCUGCAGAUGACCUCGGAAUGGCGAAGGAAGAAAACAUCACAAUCUGGAGACAAUUUGCUGUUUGCUUUGUAAAUUAACCAGUUCCUUCCUUAAGAUUUUACUUGCAGGUGACCUCGGAAUGGCAGAGAUAAACCCAACUCUUCUUACUUUUUUGUAGGGGGCCACCUGAAAUUUCCGAAUAGAAAAGUUAAAAAACAGUGUUUCUUAGACUGAUGGCUACAGAAAAAAGAGGCAAAAUUACAAGGAGUGACCUGGCCGGCAACAAAUUGAAUGACUUGGUCUUCAGUGAGUCCAUCUGGACUAGCUGCUCUCACCACAUAUGCCAUUGGUAUUUGUCCUGCUUCUUCAUCUUCAACCCUGCAGUUUGUUUUUUGUAUUAUGGAAAGAAACAGAUAUAGAUAGAAAUAGAGAGUGACAGGGAGAGAGAGCUAAGUGGCGCACGGUAUAACGGCUGCAUCAAGAAUUUGAGGAUGACUCAAAAGUAUUGCCUCCAAUUCUGCUGGAGCAACCUGCACAAUGAUUCAAACAGUUUAAUUUGGAGCUUGUGUCUGGUUCUUGACAUUUGGAAAACUACUAGAGAGAUCACAUUUUGGCCAUACUUGCUGACCACUUGAUGAGGCAGUGAAUAAACAUCAAUUGUUACACAUGCGGUAGCUAAUCCGGUCUCAAAAUGUGAUCAUCUAACAUUAUUGUUUGAUUAAUUAUACAAACAUCAGUCGUAAUGUGAAAUAUUGGUUCAAGUA
Prunus dulcis (almond) is the source of this 4386-nucleotide messenger RNA. RefSeq names its product protein ROOT PRIMORDIUM DEFECTIVE 1. Gene Ontology annotation, molecular function: RNA binding. Lineage: Eukaryota; Viridiplantae; Streptophyta; Magnoliopsida; Rosales; Rosaceae. Bases 364 to 1626 code for a protein of 420 amino acids. The transcript is spliced from 2 exons. The record is from RefSeq and is a predicted model, not a curated record.